Molecule: messenger RNA, 1363 nt
Organism: Phialemonium atrogriseum
Lineage: Eukaryota; Fungi; Ascomycota; Sordariomycetes; Cephalothecales; Cephalothecaceae
Product: NADP-dependent oxidoreductase domain-containing protein
Exons: 4
Coding region: 114-1094 (326 amino acids)
Cellular component (GO): cytoplasm
Source: RefSeq, a predicted model, not a curated record
UGUAAGUAUAAACAGUGCAAUUGACCUAAAAUGUGUAUAUAAGUUCUCUGGCGCAUCUAAUCGCAGGAUAACAAGAACCACAAACCCGAAGAUAUUCCACCUCAAGAAGUGAGAUGCCUCAGAUCAACGGCCAAGAAGUCGGUCCCAUAGGCUUCGGCCUCAUGGGACUCACCUGGCGCGCCACCCCGCCGCCGGAGGAGCAAGCCUUCGCGGCGAUGCGCGCCGCCCUGGACAACGGGUGCAACUUCUGGAACGGCGGCGAGAUCUACGGCACGCCGUCGUACAACUCGCUCGUUCUGCUCGAGCGCUACUUCGCCCAGUACCCAGAGGACGCCGACAAGGUGGUGCUCAGCGUCAAAGGCGCCGCCGGUCCGGCAGGCCCAGACGGGUCGCCCGAGGGCAUCCGGCGGAGUAUCGACAACGUCCUGGCGCAGCUGGGCGGGCGCAAGCGUCUCGACAUCUUCGAGUGCGCCCGCCGCGACCCCGGGGUGCCGAUGCAGGACACCUUCGCCGCCAUGCAGGAGUACGUCGACAGGGGCCAGCUGGGCGGCAUCAGCCUGAGCGAGGUCUCGGCCGCGACCAUCCACGAGGCCGUCAAGGUUGCCAAGAUCGUCGCCGUCGAGGUCGAGCUGAGCCUGUGGGCUACCGACGUGCUUACCAACGGCGUCGCCGCCGCCUGCGCGCAGUACAAUAUCCCGCUGGUUGCCUACUCACCUAUUGGCCGAGGCAUGCUGACCGGCCAGAUCAAGUCGAUCGACGACAUCCCCAAGGACGACGCUCGGAGACACUUCCCCCGCUUCUUCCCAGAGAACUUCGACAUCAACCUGCAGCUUAUGAAGCAGGUGGAGCAGCUGGCCCAGAAGAAGGGCUGCACACCAGCACAGCUGGCCAUCUCCUGGACCAAGUCCUUGUCCAAACGCCCCGGCAUGCCGGUCAUCAUCCCCAUCCCGGGGGCGACGACUGCCGAGCGGGUGAACGAGAAUUCAAAAGCCGUGGAGCUGAGCAUCGCCGAGCUGGACGAGAUCGACACCACCCUGGCGGGAUUCGAGGUCCAGGGAGCGCGGUAUCCCCCGUAUAUCCCGAUGGACACCUAAGUCCCUGCCUGCUCAUGUUUUCUGAUCGUCGACAUCUGUGUUGAGGAGCUGGGUUUUCUGUGGGAGCAAUGUCAGCUAUCUGCUCGAGGAGUUCAAAAUAUAAAGCAAUCCUCUCUCUCUCGCGCGCCUUUAACAGGGUAUCAGAACGUAAUAAAAGUGAUUUUUCAACAAGUGGCUUCAGACGAAGCUUUCAGAUUUGCAGACUUCACAGGUUGUUCAUCAUGUAAACGGGGCAGAUACUUUUGGAACAGGACUUACCAUUAGCAAAG